Diaporthe batatas is the source of this 3042-nucleotide messenger RNA. RefSeq lists its product as uncharacterized. The coding region runs from base 57 to 2837 and encodes 926 amino acids. The transcript has 3 exons. The record is from RefSeq and is a predicted model, not a curated record. Lineage: Eukaryota; Fungi; Ascomycota; Sordariomycetes; Diaporthales; Diaporthaceae.
UAUCUUCCCACUCUCCAGCCGUCAGCAACGUCCGCCCUGGCUCGUCAAGGAUAGCCAUGAUGCAAGGUGAGGCUGGUGGAGAUGGGGGCAGGGUCAGGCGCAACACCAGGAAACGCGACCUGGACGACGCGUCCAUGUCGAAAACGGUGGACAACCUCAGCUCGAAGCGCAGGCUCACAACAGCCGGCGCCACAGGACAACACGAUGAUGAGACCGCGUCUAACAGUACCAAGCUCGAAUCUCACAGGGCCAAGAGGAAGAGCACUUCACAGCCUCCCAAGCCCCAGCUCGAUACUCUUCAGUUCUCAUUACGCUCGGCUGAGCGACCAGCACUGUCUGCGCCGCGGAUGCACGGGCCUGUCAACCCCCCCUUCAGCAAUGACUCAGCGGCUAGGCUUUCAGGACCUCCAGGGGCUACAGGGGCCUCCUGGGGUACCACACCCAGCGGAUACGGCCACCACAAGUCCAACCAACACCGCCCAACAACUCAAAUUCCAACCUCGCCGACCACAUCGUCGGAUGCAUCCUCGAUCCCCGCGCGUUCGAAUAGGAUCUCACCUUUUGCCACACCUAAGCACGAAACUCGGGCAUCACCUCACUCUUUGGCAGCGUCGGAGGAGCCCGGUCAUAAUGCCAAGUUCCACCAGGAACUCAAGGGCAGAUCCCACAACACCCGGCGUGGCGCCACUGGCCCGCAGGUUUGGCAGUCUGAAAGACGCGACGAGGCCCUUCCAGUUUCUCGUCUUAAUGGGACGAAAGAACUUCCGCAUGCAAUCACUUCGAGUGACGACGAUUCGUAUGUUGAGGAAAGGGAGGAGGCGCAGGACAGCGAUGACGAUGCCAUCCCGACCACGCGGCAACGCACCGCCCGUCUGGGAGCUCGCGGCAGCACUAUGAACUUGUCGGAGAUCCGGGACGAUGACUUGAAUGAUGAGCAAGGAGUCGAAAGGAGUCUUUUCAGAAAGACGCCAUCUGGGAGGGACUACCAUCAAUUGCCAGACAAUAUCUCGAGUGCAUAUUCCCCAAAAUUCGCCCUAUUUCCAUUCGCCCUAUUUCCGGACGGAUACAAAACAAAAUCUGUAUUGGGACGGAAGCCUCGUCGUUUUCCCUGUCCAGUCCGGACUUGUCCGGAUCUUUGCCACACCCUCGAGAAGCUGGACAAUCACUUCAAGUCACAUCAUGCAAGAAGCGAGUUCAAUGACAAUCUGGACAGGGAUGCAACUCUAGAAUACAUUCGUUCAAGAGCGGGCGGCGCCUCUAAUCUCGAGUCUAUUGUGGUCUCGCAAAAUCCCCGUCACCUCGCCAGCGAUGAACAAGAGAAAUGGAUUCCCUAUCCCCAGCUUGACAGCACGUCCUCUUCUGCCAGUGGUGAUACCGAGCAAGACAGCGCCGCCACGGCCCCUUCUGAGCUUGAGCGCGCCAUGGCUGAGUCCAAAGUCUGGGCUUACGUGGCUCCUUUAGUUCCAAAGUCUUGGGCCGCAUCCAUCACCUAUGGUCUGGAGAAGAGGGCGUUCAUUCAAGCUAUAUCCUUGCCACUGAGGAACGAGAUGGAUAUGGAGUGGCUUGCGGGAACAAAAGGCUCCCACCAAAGGCUGUACCGGGCCCUGAUGAGUGUCAUAUUACAGGCCGUCGGUGUUGUCGCUCAUUGUAAACCAUGCGAUUCGAAAAUUCCGGAACGGCGGCGCAACUGCAAAAUCCUACCCCCAGAAGCUGCAGGUAUGCUGGAGCUUCAAGAGGUUUACGGGUCACAGUGUGUGAAUUGUUUUUUCUUCCAGGCGUCGAGACCUUGCGAAUUCCCGGACUCGUCGACCACGACCAAGCAGACUCCAAUCCCUGUCCCAGUUCCGCCGGUCCCACGGGCAAUACCGGUCAUUGAGCGCUCACAUGAUUCGCCCCCUUCCAAAAGUCUUCGGUCAGCAGUCUCUAGCCGGCAAUUUGUCCCUCCCUAUUCGCUAUACAAGGCCCAGAAAAUUGAGAAACCCAUUUCAGAGAGCCCUGUCCCGAUUCCAUCAUUCGCGAUUCACGGGCCGAGCCGCCAGAGUCAGUUCCAGGAUUCACCGGACGUGUCGCCGGUGAAAGCAGAGACAAAGCCUCUUCGGCGAUCGAACCGUGUCGCCAAGGCAGAUAGCGAGGUUCACAAUAGCAGCAGUGUUGUUGAGAGCCACACCACAGAUGAGUCACGAUUGCGCUCAGCCGGCCCAGACGCGUCGAAUGAUGGAUCUUCGAACGCCACCCUCACCUCUACCGGAUCAAACACGGAGGCGUUUACAGAAGCUGCCUCCAAUCUAUCUUGCGGGGAUAUCUCGACCCCACGGCUGGCAAGCAGAAUGUUCAGCUUGUUUGGCGACAUUAGCAGACUGCCUUCUGAGGAGCAGGCCGCCUUGUGGCACCAGAUGCAGCAAAUGUCUGCAAUGCUGCAAACUGGCGGCAGUGGAGUUUCGAAAGCCUCUGGUAUACCACUGCUCCCCGGGCCCUCAGCAGCAGCUGAUGAGUGGGAGAUCGCGCCGGGCAAACUCGUCGUGGACGGCAGGCCCAUGGCAUUUUCUACAUCUUUCCUCAGGCGUGAGGUAAUCAGCGUGGCAGCUGCCCAACAGCUCAGCCCAAACCACAGGGUCUUGAUCAAGAGCAUCGCAGCUCUUCAUCAGCUCCCUAUUGAGCCGGAAAAGGGCUGGAAAUGCACGGUUUCGGUCAUCAGAGGUGUCCUGAAGAUGAAGGCUGGCGACGUGGAGGCGAGGAUCGGUCAGGGCGGUGCGAUCUCCGUCGAGAAGAAAUGUAUCAUCACUAAUGUCCUGCAUAAGGAGGCGACGAUGCAGGUGUGCUGGGUGGAAGAGGUUUGAUCACAGCUUCGGCAGUACACACUUGCAUUAUGGCGAACACUGGCCGCUCCUACUUUGGGCUGUAACGGGUGCCAGGGGCACGGCAUUUUGACGAACACCUCAUAGGUCUUAGCAUGACCACUUCUUAUUCUCAAGCUGCCAUGUUGCAAUAGCUGUAGAAACUAGCUUCCUGUAAAAUCCAAUCCUCACUGUCUGCACAGUAUAA